UCAUAUGAGAGGGAGAGCGACUUCAUUCUCUGCUCAGAGCACCUUCAAGGCCUCUGCUGGAGUGGUGUAUGACAUCUACACUAGCCUACAUCGUUGAGACGGCGAGGACCCUGGUCAAGAGACUGAAUGGACACUGGACACCAGAACAAAACCAGUGGACGCAUCGACUGGGAAGAGGUCAAAGUUGACCAGGAGUCAGUGGACAGACAGAGAAAGACACCAGAGACCAUCUUUGAACACAGACAGGAUCAUAUGACAAACAGAUGCUAUAAAUUCUCACACUCUCACUCGCUGGGGGAUUUCAACAUUCAACUCUUUCACCAACUCCUGAAUUCCCACACAGUCUCUCUAAGCCAGUUGGUGUCGUGGAUGUGGUCCAUAAUGGGGGUGCCUGGGGGUUUGUUGUUGCUCCCAAUUUUGCUGAUUUUUACAGGAAGCACUUCAGGGACACUUGUCUCCAGCUGUGAUUCGUGUCAUGAUGAAGCCGCCUGCCUGGAGUCACAAGAAAGAGGCGACUCGUUCACCAGCCAGACGCUCUCUUGUGUCUGUAAAGAUGGCUUUGUAGGCAAUGGUCUCACCUGUUAUGAUAAAAAACUCUGCCGUGACUCCUCUUGCUGUAGCCGAGGUUAUCACUGGUCACCAGACAGGGGCUGUGUGGACACUGACGAGUGCUCCCUCCCAGACUCACCCUGCGCCCCACCUCAGGUUUGCCUAAACACCCCAGGCUCUUUCGACUGCUUGGAGCCCCCCACCAGGACCAGAGCGGGCCCUGCUUCCCAAUCUGUUCAGUUCAACUGUGGACACACAGUUUGUCCUUUAGGCAUGGACUGCAUCAGUAAUGAUGGGACUCUGCGCUGUGCUGACCCCUGCGAGCACUACACCGUAGUGGAUGACGACUGGCGUUCAGUGAAUAACACAUCGAAUCAGAUCAUACACUGUGACCAAAAUAUUGAAUGGCAAGGCUGGUAUCGCCUGCUUCUGGGAGCAACCAGUGCUCGUAUUCCAGAGAGGUGUGUAGGUGAAAAUAAGUGUGGAACUCAUGCUACUAUGUGGAUAACACAACCUCAUCCCACACACUCAGAUGGAAUUGUAAUUCGGACUGUGUGUAAUGCCUGGUCCGGCAGCUGCUGCUCUUUUAGCUCACACACCAUCCAUGUCAAGCUCUGCUAUGGACACUACUAUGUCUACAAACUUGUGAAGCCAUCCACAUGCAGCCUUGCAUACUGUGCAGGUAUUAACCCGAUUCAACCAGAUUUCAACAGUACAGUCUUACCAACCACACCUGAUCCAACACCUGAGCACUUCACCAGCCCUCAGGUGCCAACUAACAUCAGUACCACAACAUCAGCAGACAACAGCACAGCAGUUGAGGGGCAGGUCCGCCUGGCCAAUGGAGGAAACAGCUCCUGCUCUGGCAGAGUGGAGAUCUUCCACCGUGGACAGUGGGGGACGGUGUGUGACGACGCCUGGGACCUGGUUGAUGCUCAGGUGGUGUGCAGACAACUGGGCUGUGGCAGGGUCCUGUCAGCACCACAAGCUGCACGCUUUGGACAGGGCAGAGGGCCCAUCUGGUUGGAUGAUGUCAUGUGCAGAGGCAGCGAAUCAAAGCUCAGCGACUGCCGCCACAGAGGGUUUGGAUCUCACAACUGUGGUCACAAUGAGGAUGCUGGUGUCGUCUGUGAAGCUGGUUCACCUGUGAGGCUGGUCAACUCUGACAACCGCUGCUCUGGCAGAGUGGAGGUCUACCAUGAAGGACAGUGGGGGACAGUGUGUGACGAUGGCUGGGACAUGAACGACGCCAACGUGGUGUGUAGACAGCUGGGCUGUGGCACGGCUCGUUCAGCACUAACAAAUGCAGCUUUUGGACAGGGCAGUGGACCCAUCUGGUUGGACGAUGUCAUUUGUUUUGGAUCUGAACCAUCGAUUACAGACUGCAGACAUCCAGGGUUUGGGGUCCAUAACUGUCGUCACAUUGAGGAUGCUAGCGUCAUCUGUGAAGUUCUGCUCCCUCCACCCCUGCCUUCUCAGCUUAUUUGUGGCCGUGAUAAACUCUACGUGGGGCUGGAUCUGGCUGGCUUUACAUCCUCUGGUUUGAACCCCUUCUCUGGCAACAUGGCAGCACGCAACUGCACCUGGGUCAGAGUGCGUGAUGACGUAGUGUGGUAUGAAGUGGAGGCCACGGCAGGUGCCUGUGGAAACACAUUGAGGACCAACAGCACACAUGCCAUCUACUCCAAUAGCUUAUUUAUCUACCCAAUAGACAACGCAACCUUCGUCCUUCCUGUUAGUAUUCCCUUGUCCUGCCCGUAUCCCCUGGACACCGACACCAGCAUGAAUGUGGCUAUCAGACCAUUCCUGGCGCUGGAAGGUGGCAUUUCAGACUCGGGUACCAAAGCCAGAGCUUCCAUGUCUCUGUUCCGCAACUCCAACUACAUAGAGUCUUAUCCAGCAGGCCGGGUCACCCUGCCAGUGGGCUCGCUGUUGUACGUGGGCGUCUCUGUAGAGGAGAGAGAUCCAAGCUUUGCAGUUGUUCUGGAGGACUGCUACGCCACUCACUCAUCAAACCCUGAUGAUUCCAAGCAAUACCCUCUCAUCCAGAACAAGUGUCCUGCUGACCGCCGACAGGUGUCAGUGGUUGAGAGCGGCUCAUCCCUCCGGGCUCGUUUCUCCGCGCUGUUCUUCCUGCUCCAGGAUGAAUACAGAGACGUUUACCUUCACUGCAGCCUCAGCCUGUGUGAACGGAGGAGCUCCUCUUGUGUUCCACCUUGCACAAGUAGGACCUAUCGCUCUGUAUCCAACUCUGAUCCUCUGACUACCCUCACCAUUGGACCAAUCAUUUGGGACAAGUCACCUGAGUGAGCUGGUAACAUGCAGUAAUAAUUCAAACACAUUCAGUGUACUGAUAUUAUUUUUCAUUAAUGAGACAUAAGAUUAUGAAAACUGGUGUAACAUUAUAUAAUAAAUCUUACCACGCUUUGUAUCAUUCCUCAAUUCUAUUGCCUUUGCAAUGUUUGUAUUAUUAAAUACCAAUCAAAAAGAAACUAUCGGGGUUAUAAUAAAAGUGAAGUGAAGUUUUAAAUGAUUUUUUUGCAUUUGUUUAAAAUUAUUAUUUUCUGUAACUUGGCCUAUAAGAAUCAUUUUUCAAAACAAAAGCAUGGAUCAUUCUUUAGAUCCAAUGACAAAUUUUCCAUAUUAUAGUGUGCAACUGAUAUGUGUAUAUGUGGUAUAAAAUCAAAGAAAAACAAAAUGCUGUACCUUGGUAGAAUAUGCAAAUAAAAUGUAAAAAUCUCAACCAUGACACAUGGCUUUGGUGUUUGGUCCAUUACUGAAAUGUCUCAACAACUAUUUGAUGAAUUGCCGUUACAUUUGGCACAGCUAUCCAUGGUGGCCAGAGGAUGAAAUACAGUAUAAUAACUCUGGUGAGC
Sebastes umbrosus (honeycomb rockfish) is the source of this 3425-nucleotide messenger RNA. Its product is annotated as uromodulin. The record is from RefSeq and is a predicted model, not a curated record. The coding region runs from base 127 to 2859 and encodes 910 amino acids. Gene Ontology annotation, cellular component: membrane. The transcript has 14 exons. Gene Ontology annotation, molecular function: calcium ion binding. Lineage: Eukaryota; Metazoa; Chordata; Actinopteri; Perciformes; Sebastidae.